AUGGUGACUGGUGAUCAUCCAAUUACUGCAAAGGCCAUUGCCAAGUCAGUAGGCAUAAUCUCGGAAGGGAGUAGCACAGCCCAAGAUAUCGCAGCCGAACGUGGUGUUCCCGUCAGUGAGGUGAACCCUCGCGAGGCCAGUGCUUGUGUGAUCCACGGCUCAGAUCUACGUGACAUGACCCCAGCUCAGAUUGACGAGGUGCUCGAGAACCACUCGGAGAUAGUCUUCGCACGAACAUCACCCCAACAGAAGCUAAUUAUUGUAGAAGGUUUCCAGCGAAUGGGUGCCAUUGUUGCAGUAACCGGUGACGGAGUGAACGACUCUCCAGCUCUGAAGAAAGCGGACAUUGGUGUGGCAAUGGGUAUCACGGGAAGUGACGUGAGCAAGCAGGCUGCAGAUAUGAUCUUGUUGGACGACAAUUUCGCGUCAAUUGUGACGGGUGUGGAGGAGGGCCGUAUAAUUUUCGAUAACUUGAAGAAGUCGAUCGCCUACACUUUGACCUCCAACAUUCCAGAGAUCACGCCUUUCCUGUUGUUCGUCGUGGCUGACAUUCCUCUUCCCCUGGGAGUCAUUACCAUCCUUUGCAUUGAUCUGGGAACUGAUAUGGUACCCGCCAUCUCCUUGGCUUACGAGGAAGCAGAAAGCGACAUAAUGAAGCGUAUGCCGCGUGAUCCUUUGCGUGACAAGCUUGUGAACGAGCGUCUAAUCUCAAUGGCCUAUGGUCAGAUCGGAAUGAUCCAGGCCUGUGCUGGUUUCUUUGUCUACUUUGUGAUAAUGGCGGAGAACGGUUUUUGGCCGAGUCGGCUGUUAGGUCUGCGGAAACAGUGGGACUCGCCUGCCAUCAACGAUGUCGCCGACUCGUACGGUCAAGAAUGGACCUACACACAACGCAAACGCCUCGAGUACACGUGUCACACUGCAUUCUUCGUCUCCAUUGUUGUUGUUCAGUGGACGGACUUGGUUAUCUGCAAGACUCGUACGAACUCCCUCUUUCAUCAGGGCGUGAGGAAUCACCAGCUGACCUUCGGUUUAUUUUUCGAGACCACCCUGGCCCUCUUCCUGUCGUAUUGCCCUGGUCUUGAACAGGGUUUGCGGAUGAUGCCCCUUCGAUGGACUUGGUGGCUUACAGCCCUGCCAUUUAGCUUGUCAAUCUUCAUCUUCGACGAGGUGCGUAAGAAGCUUUUGCGUACCCUGCCCCCUGGCAAUUGGGUCGAACGUGAGACCUACUACUAG
Molecule: messenger RNA, 1233 nt
Organism: Mesocestoides corti
Lineage: Eukaryota; Metazoa; Platyhelminthes; Cestoda; Cyclophyllidea; Mesocestoididae
Source: the annotation of a GenBank genome assembly